Archocentrus centrarchus (flier cichlid) is the source of this 4115-nucleotide messenger RNA. It is a transcript of the gene plekha7b, whose product is annotated as pleckstrin homology domain containing, family A member 7b. The coding region runs from base 6 to 4115 and encodes 1369 amino acids. The record is from RefSeq and is a predicted model, not a curated record. The transcript has 28 exons. Lineage: Eukaryota; Metazoa; Chordata; Actinopteri; Cichliformes; Cichlidae. Gene Ontology annotation, molecular function: protein binding.
AGAUCAUGGCGGCACCUCUCGGACGGGACACCCUACCUGACCAGUGGUCGUAUGGAGUUUGCAGAGAUGGACGGGUCUUCUUCAUUAAUGAUAAAACUCAAAGUACUACUUGGCUGCAUCCACGCACUGGCGAACCUGUUAACUCGGGACACAUGAUACGUUCAGAUUUACCAAGAGGUUGGGAAGAGGGCUUCACGGAAGAAGGAGCCAGUUACUUUAUCAACCACAACUUGAGGACUACAUCAUUUCGGCAUCCUGUGACUGGACAGAUAUCCCCUGAAAACAUAGAAUACACACUACAGGACAGGAUAGAAUCCCGCAUGUCCAAGUCAGCAGCCCGUCAGAGAUCACCCAGCAUGGUCACAGAGUCCUCCAAGACCGUGACCUCAGCAGCAGUAGAUGCUUCCUCAGGGUCAAAGAGCUCCAGAGGUACGGGGAAAGUACACAGUUUUGGCAAGAGGGAUCAUGCUAUUAAAAGAAACCUCAAUAUCCCAGUGGUAGUGAGAGGCUGGCUGUAUAAACAGGACAGCUCUGGAAUGCGACUGUGGAAACGGAAAUGGUUUGUUUUGUCAGACUACUGCUUGUUUUACUACAAAGACAGCCGAGAGGAAACAGUACUUGGCAGCAUCCCCCUGCCCAGUUAUGUAAUUUCACCAGUUGAGCCUGAGGACCACAUAAACCGCAAAUAUGCUUUCAAGGCGAGCCAUACGGGAAUGCGCUCCUACAUUUACAAUAAGAACUCUGUGAUUGGCUCACAGGCAGAACACUGUGGGAUGCGGACAUAUUUCUUCAGUGCGGACACACAGGAGGACAUGAAUGGCUGGAUCCGGGCCAUGAACCAGGCUGCGCUGAUGCAGCAGAGUCACACUAUAAAGAGAGAGGUGGAGAAGCCAGAGAAAGCUGCACAAAAGGCAGUCCCACAGACCAACCACGUCCACAUUAACCAGAGCUCAUCUCAGCCAGAAAACGUUCACAGGACAGACAGAGGGGAACCUCAGAAUAAUGGUAUCAGACUGGCUCAUGGCGACGAGGCGAGGUAUGGAUUAGAGAUCCAGGGGAAAACCAGCCAGACAGCCCCACAGGAGAGAGUAGAGAGACUGUCUCCAGAUGCUGUUAAUGGUGCUGUCCACAAUAAUGGACAAAAGACUGUAAUCCAAGUGGCUCUGCCACCAGAACAAAAUGGCAAUCUUGUCUAUCAGAGGGGUUUCGUUACACGGGCAGACACUGAGAAGCAUGUGCAGAGGAAGAACACAUUGGCUCAGGUGGAGCAGUGGGUCAAAGUUCAAAAAGGAGACCCCCCCAAGAGUGCUCCCCCUGCUGAGUACCACCUCCCUCGGUGGACUCCUCCUUUAAAGCCCAAAUCAAGUACAGCAGAUGUCACCUAUCAGUCAUUGCCAAAGUCUCCCCGUCUACCCUGUGGCAGCAGCUCUCCUCCAGCAACAUGCAAUCUGCCCAGCGACUACAAGUACGCCCACGACCGGCUCAGCCACUUCCGCAUGUCCACUGACGAGCGAAUGGCCACCAAGGAGGGAAUGGUGUGGCAGCUGUAUGAAUGGCAGCAACGACAGCAGUUUCGUCACGGCAGCCCCACCGCGCCUAUUUACACUGGCCCAAACUUCACAGACUCCUCAUCUUUCAGAGUUACUGUAGAAAUGCCACGUUCCAUUUCUGUUCCUCCAUCGCCAUGUGAAGUCCCACCAUCAUCCUUCAAACCCCUGUCCCCACGCAGGCCACACACUCCUUCAGACAGACGCACAGUAAGGCCCUUGGACGAACUGGUACCAGGGGACAGCACAAGAUCAAGCUCCCCUGGACAUAUUUGUGCCCAUCUUUCUCAGACUUCCCAAAUAGAGAGAAGGUCCGUGCCAGCCAUGGGCUACAUCACACACACUGUCAGUGCUCCCAGCUUGCAUGGCAAAACGCCAGAGGAGCUGACUCUGCUCCUCAUUCAGCUUCGGAGGCACCAGGCCAAGAUGGCUGGUGCACAUAGCCCCAGCAAUGCAUUCGCUCACCUACAGCACCACCAGCACAACGGCCUUCUAGGCCCCAGCAUGCAGGCUGAUGAUACUUACAUACAACUGAAGAAGGACCUGGAGUAUCUAGAUCUGAAGGUCACUGGACGUGACAGUUUAAAAAAAGACAGAGCAUCGAGGCCUGUGAAAAUAGCAGAAAGUGAUGCUGAUGUGAAAUUAAGUCGACUGUGUGAGCAAGACAAGAUUCUACAGGAGCUAGAGGCCAGGAUACGCACUCUGAAAGAGGACAAGGACAAGUUGGAGUCUGUGCUGGAUGUUUCCCACCAGCAGAUGGAGGAGUACAAAGAUCAGCCGGCUCAUGCUGAGAAAAUUGCAUAUCAGCAGAAAUUACUACAAGAGGAUGUGGUCCAUAUCAGGGCAGAAAUAUCUCAAGUCUCCACAGAGAUGGAGAAUGCAUGGAAUGAGUACAGCCGGCUGGAGAAAGAUGUGGACUGGCUGAAGUCAGCCCUGCAGGGACAGAUGAACCGCUGUGAUCUUUCUCAGCAAGAGAAGGUCCAGAUCAGAAAGGAGCUUUGGAGGAUUGAGGAUGUUAUUGCAGGCCUCAGCAACAGUAAAGCCAACUACAAAGUCACCAUCUCCUCUGUUACCAACCCAGAGAGGAAAUUUGUGCCUUCGGUGUCAGUGUCAUCAGUGCCUUCUCUGUCUGGGAGUGCGUCUGCUAUGGAGAUGAGAUUGUCCCAGCAGCAGCAGCACAGCCCCCACCUCAGCCCCAGUAGCCACACCCCCACCAUUUGCUCUAGUCCCAGCCUGCAGCCAUUACACCACUCUACAGCCAUCAUCAGUGGGCCUAAAUGGAAUGAGGAAGACGUGCCUCCCAGACCUCCUCUACCUCAGCUCUACAGUCCUGAUGAGCAUCCCCCUGCUGUGCCUCCCUUGCCCCGGGAGACAACAGUUAUCAGACACACCUCUGUACGUGGCCUCAAACGACAGUCAGACGAACGUAAAAGGGACCGAGAGACUGGCCAGUACACAAACGGGGACGGGAAGGUGGAACUCAGGCCUUUCCUGAGUGAUCCAGAGCUCAUGGGAGCUGGAGAUGGCUCAAGUCACAUUAGUGUUGUAACAUCUGCGCAUGAUGGAGGUUACAAGACAUUACCUAGCAGAGGAAUGGCUGGAUCUUCACUUAGAUUAAAUCAGUCUUCAAGUAUCUCCUCAUAUGUGACUCUUAGAAGGGCAACGUCAGCAGCCGGCAUGAAGGAGAGACCAAAAAGUGCCUUGGAGCGUCUGUACUCUGUGGACCCGGCGCAGCAGCAGCAGCAGCAGCAGCAGCAGCAGCAGCAGCAAAAGGGGAAGAUGAGUGCUGAUGAGCAGCUAGAGAGGAUGAAGAGGCACCAGAAGGCCCUCGUCCGCCAGCGCAAACGCACCCUGAGUCACGGAGACCGCCACGCCUCUUCAUCGUCGCGCACAUCAUCCUCGCGUCCACUUUCAGCAGACUUGGGAUCAUGGAAGAGAGAGCAGGAGUUUGACCUGCAGUUGCUUGAGAGGGCGGUUCAGGGGGAGGAGGCUCAGGGAGUUAGGAGUGUCCAGGGGGAGGAAAGACCUCCAGAGCACAAAGAGAGACCCCGCUCACAUUCUGAUGAAUGGCUGACCUUCCGCUCCACAGCCACAACCCCCCCUCCCACCCAUGAGGUUGACCUAGAACCUCUGGACUAUGACCUGGACCUUAACAAGGAGCUGUCCAAACCUCAGAAAGUGUUGAUUCCAGAGCGCUACGUGGACUCAGAGCCUGAGGAGCCACUCAGUCCUCAGGAAGUGGAGGAUCGUCAUCGUAAGGUGGAGCGCAUCAAAAGCAUCUUGGCAAAGUCCAGUGUGCAAAACAUAGCGCCAGCGGUGUCUGCGGAGAAGCCGGAGGUGGGGCCAGUGGCGCUGGACUCAGCCCUGCAGGAACAGGAGAGGAUCAUCACCAUGUCCUAUGCUCUCGCCUCAGAGGCUUCGCUCAAGAGCAAACUCGUCGCAGUUCCUCCACAGGUUAACAUCCUUACACCUCCUCCCCCACCCCCUCCUCCGCCGCCUCCUCUUCCUCCUGUAUCUCUGGCGCCUCCUUCUCCUCUAAACAACGGGAUUCACUACACAUUUGUCUAA